This is a messenger RNA of Fusarium venenatum, 2094 nucleotides long. RefSeq lists its product as uncharacterized. Gene Ontology annotation, molecular function: zinc ion binding; DNA-binding transcription factor activity, RNA polymerase II-specific; DNA binding. The record is from RefSeq and is a predicted model, not a curated record. Lineage: Eukaryota; Fungi; Ascomycota; Sordariomycetes; Hypocreales; Nectriaceae. Gene Ontology annotation, biological process: DNA-templated transcription; regulation of DNA-templated transcription.
AUGCCUGAUCCACAAACGACAAAAUCUACAAGAACAGCCAUCCCAGGGGGACAAGUACGCCGUCUAUUACCUGCAAGCCCAAGACCGGCCUCAGCAUCCAGAUCAUUCCUUAUAAGUCCGAGACUGAAUCCUGUACUUGCGGCGUGUGAAGGAUGUCGGAAGCACAAAGUCAAGUGCUCUGGUGAGAGACCGACGUGUCUUCGCUGUCAACAACGGCGUCUGACAUGUAAAUACGUGACAAGGCCGGGAGAGACAAGAUCACAGGCUCUCAAUCGAUGCCCAGGCAACUGUCAAGGUCACGAAGCCACUGUCUACGAAGAAUUGAUUGGCUUGCUACGAAACUUGCCUGAACACGAUGCUCAAGACAUUCUUAAAAGAAUAAGGUCUGGGGCAGAUGCUGGCUCUGCCCUUCAGCAGGCUAAAGCUGGUGAUGUUUUACUUCAGAUGGCUGUUGUGCCCGAGACUCGGUACCGAUAUGAGUUUCCUUAUAGAGCAGAGAUGCCCAAAGACUUUCAUAUCGACAACCCCUACUUGGAGUCUCUGAUAUAUGAGACAGCUUCUCUCUAUUCGUAUGGAGAUGGCCCAGGAUUGACCACACCAAGCGGGUUUGCUGACCUUAUUUCCGAAGAACAGAGGAGUCUCUACUUGAAGCCUUUCCAUGCAGCACAGGUUAUUGAGCCACUUUUAAACGACGCCAAAAUAUCGCAUUGGACUAAUACUAGCAAGGAUGAUGUACUGAUGAGGGAUCUGUUGCGCGUAAUGUUUCGCUGCGAAUACCAAUUCACUGCGGCCUUCCACAAGGAUCUGUUCCUACAAGACCUAGUUGCAGGACGGAAAGACUUUUGCUCUUCCCUUCUUGUUAACACUCUUCUCGCCUAUGCCUGUGUCUGUUAUCCGCGAAUGCCUAAUCGUGUCGAGUAUUGGAACCCGGACAAUCUGGUUUAUCGCUUCACUGCCGAGGCUAAGCGCUUGUGGGAACUGGAAGCCAAAGUACCCCGAAUUACCACCAUCCAAGCUGGUAUACUUCUGGCUGUAUUCCAUAACCUUUGUGGGGUUGAUGAGAUUGGGGUACCCUAUAGACUACAGGCUAUUUCUCUGGCUCGACAACUUAGUAUUUUUGAUACUCCCGUGGCAGGUCGGUGCGAAAGGCUUCAAAGGGGUAGAGAAUACACUGCAUGGGCUCUGUAUAACUGGGAGACCCUUUCUGCGUUUUUGUUCAUGUUCACUCCUAUCAUCAAAGAGCCCCCAGUCUGGGCGCUGCCAGAUCCAUCGAAAGAUAGAUAUUGGUAUGGAGAGACAUGGGUAAAUUACCCAUUGAACCAUGACGUUUUGCCCAUGGAUACGGGCGAAGUUCUUCGAGCAAGGUGCCAAUUCCGGAUCAUCAUGAACGAAUUCUGUAGUGAAGCCUACUCAGAAGGGUCCCAGAUAGAUCUCAACCGCGCCAAUCACUUUCGUGAACGCCUGGAAAAUUGGUAUUGUGAUCUACCAGAAUCUCUGACGCCAAAGAAAAUUGUUCUCCCAGGACAGCUACAACUUCACAUGUAUUAUCAUCAUCUGCUAUUGACAAUUUUUGGGCCUCUGCUCGACGGAGCCACCUCCAGGAAAUCAUCAUCACUUCAUCACGUUGUCGUUAGUGCAAAGAAGAGUCUUCAUACCCUCGUUAGACUCUACUUUCUUCGCCACGGUUUUGAAGCAAUGGACCUUUUUAUAGCUAUACCGCUUAUGUUGAUUGGCUAUGAGUCCCUGGAUCUCAUCAAUGAUGACACUCCAGCAGAUGAGAUCGAGUCGAUACGAGCGACACUCAUUCUGGUUGCUCAUGGGCUUUACUACCAACGCCGAAACUAUUACCUGGCGCAAGUUCUCUUUCGGGUCAUCGGAGGGAAAAUGCGCAAGCAGGAGAUCAGGCUUCUUGAAAGUUCAAUGGCACUAAAGCUGGGCGAUGUCGACCGCGAUUCGGAACUGGCUGUUGCUGUGCGAAGUCAAUGGCCGGUCACUAACGUGAAGAAACAGGAGGAAACUAAACCACACGUGCUGAGUAAUAUUAUUAACAGCUUUGGCGACUUGAAUGUUGAAGGAUAUGAGUUGGAAGGAUAG